UUGGGGUGUCAGCUGUGGCUAGUGGGAAGUUGGAACAGCUGUAAGUGCCUGAGAGAUAUAAGGAGACGGAAGAAGCAUAGUGCGCAGAAUUUUUGCACGUUGUUUCGAAUUUUCUCGGAGGCUGGAGAUUGGAGAGGGUGAGGCGCGGAGGUGAAGUGCUUAGGGUGUGUGUAUUUCUGUUUCUGGAGCGGAACGGGUUGCAGCAGCUUAUGUUGUGAUCUUUGUUUUUGUUUAGGUUACGAGUUCUCAAAUUUGUGAAGAUCUCCUCUAAGAAGCGUUGGAAGGCGAAUACAUCGGGGAAGGCUCAGCAAUCGUUUUAGAGUCUGCAGCCUUUGUGGAUUUCUACGUUUAGUUGGAAAGAGUGCAUUGGAGGAAUCAAGUCAUUACUAAUUUAAAAUCGCUGGCGAUUAUUGAUACUGUUGAUUGAGUCGCGGUUUUCUGGACGGAUCCUCUUCGCCACGUAGACAAGAAAUUUUACCAGCUUUAGCCAAAAUUUUGAAAUUUGGAUAGGAUCUGGAGUGACCCAAUCGAUGCAAUUCAGCUCUUGGUUGUAGAUUACUACGAUCCUUGCAUUAUGAUAUUGAUGACCCUGCGAUGGAUCAGAAGGCGAUUACUAUCUAGUAUUUAAGGAACGCAAUUAUCCAGGAGGGAAGAAAAGGCAGAAAAAUAACAGGUGCUGAGAUUCAACCAAGCGGAAAUCCCGGAUGAGUUCACGCCAGAGUAAUGGGAUGUUCUUACUGCAGAGAUAAUGACGGGGGAGGCUAAUAUAGUUUCUACAGCAGAAAAAAAUAUUCUUCGCCCGCUUCCCGCAGCUGGCUGUGUGUUGAACACAUAAUUUCCACACUAUUACAGUUUAGGCAGUGAUUUGGGAUCGAUGAUCUGAAAGUAAGCUAUGGAGUCCCGCCCAUUUAUCAGGGUUGCUGUCUGUGGUCUUGGUCUCCGUAUUCCUGUUUCAUCUAAAGCAUCUCGUGGCGGUGUCCACGCUGCUGCAUCUCCUUGUGAAUGUGAGAUUAGUUUACCGAAUUUUCCCACGGAAACGGUUCCAAUUAUGUUGUUACCUCCUACUUCUACCACAACGCCGGAUGUCAAUCAUGCUGCAGCAAGUUUUUAUUUGGAUGAGACUGCGCUUGAGAAGCUUUUAUUACCUUCUUGUAUGCCGCGAAGAACAAUACCUAACCUGGAAGUGGCAGUGUUCCUAAGAAAGCAGAAACUUGGCACAUUUCGGCUGCCCGUCACACUUGAUUGGGCUGAAGGGAAGCCCGCUGUGUUAUACAGCUCCUGGACGAGCAUCGGUAAUGGAAAGGUUGACGGCGGUAAAUCUGGCCCAAGUGCCGAGCUUCACGUUGUAGUGAAAGUAGAAGCUGAUCCAAGGUACAUGUUGCAGUUCGAAAAAGUGACGGCAUUGAGUCCUCAGAUUAUCCAGGUGUCCAGCAAGAACCAACAAUCUAUCUUCAGCUGCAAAUUCAGUCGGGACAAGUUAUCACGUUGCCGGGUAGGCGCAAGCGACAUGUCGUCAAACAGUGCUUGGGGUUCUAAAUCAGAGGACAGAGAGAAGCGGAGGGAGAGAAAAGGAUGGCUUGUCAUGAUACAUGACUUGUCUGGUUCCCCAGUUGCCGCUGCCUCUAUGGUAACUCCGUUCGUUCCAUCGGCAGGAUCUGAUUAUGUCGCUCGUUCAAAUCCAGGGGCCUGGUUGAUUCUGCGUCCAGAGUCACCUGGUGCUGAUAACUGGAGGCCAUGGGGUCGCCUAGAGGCGUGGAGGGAUAGGGGUGGAAAAGAUAUUGGCUGCCGUUUCCAGCUUAUGGCUGAAGGGGGAGGGGUGACUGGUGUUUCUAGUGGGGUACUGACAUCUGAGACCAUCCUCUCCGCAAAGAAAGGAGGAGAUUUUACUAUAGAUGCAAGAAGGUUUAAGCAGGAGGUCUCUCUUGGACCAUCUCCAGUGGAGAGUCCUCGGAGAAACAGCCUUAGUCCUAGAAGCAGUGGAGAGCUUUCCUUUGGUUUGGGUUUACACGCUGUGGGAGAAUUCGUUAUGAGCUGUGGAGUAAGAGGGGACAGAAACUCCAGCAAACCAUUGGUUCAGGUGGCCAUGCGCCACGUAAGCUGCGUGGAAGACGUUGCUGUUUUCGUAGCUCUUGCAGCUGCGGUGGAUCUUAGUGUGUACGCUUGUCAACCCUUUAAACGUAGGUUACGGAAGGAACUUGCAGAAGCUUUGUCAUCUUCCUGAGAUGUUGAAUACAUCAAUUUUUGGUAGCUAUAUUUACCGACUGAUCCUUUGAUCCCUGCACCUGAUAUGGUAGAUGUUGAGGUUACAGCACUUUCCCUUGGUAGUGCAUUUAGAGGUCAUGCUUUGGGGCAUAAUUCAGGCAAUGAGCGACAUGGGGCUUUGAGAGUAUAGUCAAACUAUUGGGCUUGUCUGGUCCUGUACUGUAUUAUAAUUGUAGGGACCCACGAUGGAAGAAGACGCCCCAUGCGAUGUAACAUGGUGUAAGGUUAUUGAAACGUAGGCAACCUCGCCAUGCCCCCCCCUGUAUUAUAUAAAGAUUCAUUGUGAGGCUCUGUUUUUGUUCA
Molecule: messenger RNA, 2565 nt
Organism: Physcomitrium patens
Lineage: Eukaryota; Viridiplantae; Streptophyta; Bryopsida; Funariales; Funariaceae
Source: RefSeq, a predicted model, not a curated record